CGCACGUUUCUUCCUUUCCGUCGUACGCCAUUUGAUUGAGGCGUUGCAUGAAUUAAAAAUGCAGAUCUUUGUUAAGACCCUGACGGGUAAAACAAUUACCCUAGAGGUUGAGCCCAGUGAUACAAUCGAAAAUGUUAAAGCUAAGAUUCAAGACAAAGAAGGCAUUCCCCCAGACCAGCAGAGGUUGAUUUUUGCCGGUAAACAGUUGGAGGAUGGCCGCACUCUGUCUGACUAUAACAUCCAGAAGGAAUCUACGCUCCACUUGGUGCUUCGUCUUCGAGGUGGUGCCAAGAAAAGGAAGAAGAAGAACUACACGACACCAAAAAAGAACAAACACAAGAAGAAGAAGGUCAAGUUGGCUGUUCUCAAAUACUACAAGGUGGAUGAGAAUGGUAAGAUCACCCGUCUGAGGAGAGAGUGCCCCAAUGAGGAGUGCGGUGGUGGCGUCUUCAUGGCUUCCCACUUUGACAGACAGUACUGUGGAAAAUGCUGCCUGACUUAUGUAUUCAAUAAACCAGAGGAGAAAUAAACUCGCUUAGGGUCAACCUU
Saccostrea echinata is the source of this 549-nucleotide messenger RNA. Its product is annotated as ubiquitin-ribosomal protein eS31 fusion protein. The transcript has 5 exons. NCBI's taxonomy places the organism in Eukaryota, Metazoa, Mollusca, Bivalvia, Ostreida, Ostreidae. The coding region runs from base 59 to 529 and encodes 156 amino acids. Gene Ontology annotation, biological process: modification-dependent protein catabolic process; translation; protein ubiquitination. Gene Ontology annotation, molecular function: protein tag activity; ubiquitin protein ligase binding; structural constituent of ribosome. Gene Ontology annotation, cellular component: nucleus; ribosome; cytoplasm. The record is from RefSeq and is a predicted model, not a curated record.